GUACUCGUCCAAUGUUUGUUAAUCCUAUCCUUUAGUUUCUGUUUAUAUUUUGAAUAAACCGCCAUUAUAGACAAUCGAAAAUUUAUUUAGUAUCAGUCAAGAUUAAAGAAAAAACAUAUUUGGAUAAUUGCUAAUUAUAGCCUGAAUUUCGUUUAAUUAUAAUUGAGAAAUAAUUCUAAUACCAAAUUAUAUAAAAAACAACGUUUAUAACAAGAAGUGGUCAAAGAUUCGGCUAGAACUAACCUAAACAUUUUAACGUCAGUACACUUUAAUGCACAGGACACUGAACCAGUCAAUAUCACGAUUCUUUUGUUAAAUAUUAGCAUAUUUAAACAAUUAUUUGUCCAACAUGAUACAUUUAUUUAAAUUAUAAAAAAGGGUAAUGAGUAUGAUUUUUACAUUUUCGUUAGAUUUUAUUUACAUCGAAUGGAUACUUACUAAAGACGAUUUAUACAGCUCAGAUUAGAUACAUAAAAAUGAAUUAAUUAUAAUAUAAUUCAUGAGAAUCUUCAUAUGCAGUAAUCUUCACGUGGAGAGACUUAGACAAUCUAUAUUAUUUGCAUUAUAAAAAUUAUUCUUACCUAAUGUGAAUAAUGCAAGUACAGUCAAGCUAAUGACUACAUUUUGAUAUUUUAUAUUAAUUAGAUUCUGAAAAGUUGAUUUAACCAAAAUCUUUUUAUAAAAAUAGAGUAUUGUUAUAGAGUAUUGUAUAGAGUAUUGAGAUUUAAAACGUCGAUAAAUGACUUGAAUUAAUAAAUAAUAAAAAUAUGUUAUAUUAAAAAUGAUUUUGAAUUUAACGCGCGAAUAGUUGGUCUGUGAUGGCGGAUAGUUGUGUUUAUAUUUCUAUUACGUUUGAUGUGCACGUUGCAAAUGUUUUUACCUUAGUAUUUAUUAUUUUAUAAAUGUUAUUAUUUUUCAAUUUAUUAUGAUAAUGUACAUUUUUGAAUAAUAUUCAUACAUAAUACACAUUAAAAGUGGCCAAAUUCAUCAGUAAUUUUAUCCACUUCUUUACGAAAUAAAUAAUAGGACCCAAUAGCUGAUUGAAAAGUACUUAAAUGUCUAAAAGCAGUAUAUUUAAUAUUUUUUUAUAAACAUUGACUAUGAUUUCGAACUAAUUAUACGCGAUAGUGUAUAAUUACAGGUUAAGCAUCAGUUUGUAAAGCAGAAGAGUCUUUGUUAUUAUUCUAAUACAAAAUAUUGUGAUUCGAUUAUUAUUGUGCAAACAAAAUGACAGAACUUCUUACAACAUCAAUUACAUCUAAUGAAAUGCAAGAAAGAUGUAGUAUUUGGGUGGAAUCACAGAAUGAACAUUUGUAUUCUGAAGACACAUCCAAAGAUAAAACAGAAAAUAGUUGUAACGACUAUGAAACCGAUUCUGAAUUUGAUUCCGUUUCAGAAUGUGGUGGUAAAAGACGUAGAGUAGGGAAAUAUUUAAAGCAUGAAGUUUUACAUUUAAUUUGUGAAUGGAAAGAUUGUAAAUUUGAUAAUAAUUACAUUGAAGUAUUUACAAGACAUGUUGCUAAUCAUAUAAGCGAUUUAGAAAUAAAAGUUAAAGAAGACAAUACAGAGGUUUAUGUAUGUAAGUGGAAAAAUUGUUCAUAUGAAAGUGGUAUUUCUGACGAAAUUUCACGACACGUCAAUUACCAUUCUUAUCAUACUAAAUUAAAGUGUAUUGGAACAAAUAUUCGUGGAAGAAUAAAAUUGCCUAAAUGUAAUAGAGAUGCAGAUUGCAAGAAUAUUUUUGAUUCACCAGUACCACAUAUCUGUAGAUGGGAAGAAUGUUUAAAAAUUUUUUCUAAUUAUCAGAUGUAUUUGUAUCAUAUAAUUGCUCAUAUAGAUACUAAUCCACGUGGUAAUAAAGUAGAAGGUGGAAUUGAAUGUAAAUGGACUGGAUGCAAAAAUAAAUAUCCUAGUUUAUAUAAACUUAGAGAUCAUAUGAGAUGUCAUACUAAAGAAAAAAUAGUUGCUUGUCCGGAUUGUGGUACUAUGUUUGCUUCCAAUACAAAAUUUCAUACUCAUUGUAAAAGGCAAAUUCCUAUAGAUGUGCAAGGAUUUCAAUGUUCACAUUGUAAUAAAUUCUAUCCAACAGAAGGCAUUCUCCGUGAUCAUAUGAGAUUGCAUGUAUUUAAUUAUAAAUGUACUUUAUGUGAUAUGACUUGUGAAUCUCCAGCCAGUUUAGCAAAACACGUGAGGUAUCGACAUGUAUCCACAAGAACUUUUCCAUGUCAGUUGUGUUCUCAUGCUGCUAAGUCCCAACAAGAUUUAGAUUCCCAUAUGACUGUUCAUACGAAUGGACCUAAUUUCUCUUGUCACUAUGAAGGUUGUUCUUUCACUUGUAAGGGUGCUUAUACAUUAGACAGACAUGUUGAACGUAUACAUAGUUUAGAAGUGAGAUGGUAUUGUUGUCAUGAAUGUCCUGUUAAAUAUAGAAAAAGUUAUCGCUUAACUAAACAUCUUAUUGAAGCACAUCAUUUACAAUUACCUAGUGGUCAUAAGCGAUUUCAAUAUGUACAAGAUGAAGAUGGCUGUUAUAGACUUCAAAUGGUUAGAUAUGAGACAGUAGAUGAAGAAAAUACUUUAUCUAUUGAAAAACCAAAUAUUACAGAAAAAAAAUAUAAGCUUAAAUUAGAUAAGACUUCAUCAUUAGUAAAAGUAGAAAUUUUAGAAGAUAAUACAGAAGAUGUGCAAGAUUUACAGAUAAAACCUAUAACAGAUUUUAAUAUGGGUAAAUCAAUGCCUAUUAUAUCAAAUAUUUUAAUAACUUUUGAUGAAAUAGAUGAAAAAGGAAAUAUAACAAAAAGUAGAAUUAUAAAUUCUCAAAGUAUAUAAAAUAUCA
Vespa crabro (European hornet) is the source of this 2836-nucleotide messenger RNA. RefSeq names its product histone H4 transcription factor-like (gene Hinfp). The transcript has 5 exons. The coding region runs from base 1228 to 2829 and encodes 533 amino acids. NCBI's taxonomy places the organism in Eukaryota, Metazoa, Arthropoda, Insecta, Hymenoptera, Vespidae. Gene Ontology annotation, biological process: anatomical structure development; regulation of transcription by RNA polymerase II. Gene Ontology annotation, molecular function: DNA-binding transcription factor activity, RNA polymerase II-specific; RNA polymerase II cis-regulatory region sequence-specific DNA binding. The record is from RefSeq and is a predicted model, not a curated record.